Molecule: messenger RNA, 333 nt
Organism: Penicillium brasilianum
Lineage: Eukaryota; Fungi; Ascomycota; Eurotiomycetes; Eurotiales; Aspergillaceae
Source: the annotation of a GenBank genome assembly
AUGUCAAUCACACACAUUGUUCUGUUCCAGUUCAAAUCUGGUAUAGACGCUCAAGUUGUCAAGGACACAUGCAAUCGGAUGAUUGGUUUGAAAGAAAAUUGCAUUCAUCCAACAUCCAACAAGCCUUACAUCAAGGCGUCCUCGGGGGGGCUUGAUAAUUCAAUCGAAGGGAUUCAAAAUGGUAUCACGCAUGCUUUUGUUGUUGAAUUUGCCAGUGCAGCGGAUCGAGACUAUUAUGUCAAGGAAGACCCAACGCACAAAGCUUUUGUGCAAAGCCUCAAUGGGGUGAUUGAAAAGGCACAAGUAAUCGAUUUUACAGAUGGGGUAUUUUAG